Messenger RNA from Lytechinus variegatus (green sea urchin), 1275 nucleotides. RefSeq names its product orexin receptor type 2-like. Gene Ontology annotation, molecular function: neuropeptide Y receptor activity. Lineage: Eukaryota; Metazoa; Echinodermata; Echinoidea; Temnopleuroida; Toxopneustidae. The transcript is spliced from 7 exons. Gene Ontology annotation, cellular component: membrane. Gene Ontology annotation, biological process: G protein-coupled receptor signaling pathway. The coding region runs from base 32 to 1255 and encodes 407 amino acids. The record is from RefSeq and is a predicted model, not a curated record.
CGACUCAUACUUUUAUGACCUUAUCUUUGAGAUGGUCUAUCCCAGAACGCACGAAUGGGUCAUUCUGGGGUUCUUCUUGCUCCUGCUCCUCAUGGCGCUUGGCGGGAAUUUCUUGGUAGUUUAUGCCGUACUGAGGAACGAGCACAUGCGUUCGGUUACCAAUUACUACAUCAUGAACCUGAGUGUUGCCGAUAUCCUGGUGUCUUUGAUCUGUUUCGGACCGACUGCAGUUGGUGACGUUACGGAAACCUGGUGGCUUGGAGCUACAGCUUGCAAACUAAUACCCUACUUUCAGCACGUGACAGAAUGUGUAUCGAUCUAUACUUUGACUGCGAUCGCUGCUGACCGGUACCUUGCCAUCUGCCACCCGCUGAAAUUUCGUAUCCGGGCUUCACGAACGAUUUUCAUUAUAAUCGCCGUUUGGAUUUGGUCUUUUGUUGCCGUUUUACCACAGGCAAUUUUCUCAGAGUUGGAGUAUGACGAGCACACGCCCUCUAUAAACAGACCUGUCUGGUUGGCCAAGUGUUACGAGACUGGAUGGCACAAUUCGUUAUGGCAGAAGGUAUAUUACGUGAGCAUCGUUCUUUUGACCUACAUCCUACCGCUGUGUGUGAUUGUAGUCACAUACUCAAUGGUCUGUAUUCGGCUAUGGUCGGCAAUCCCCACCGAGGAGACGAGCCGGAAGAAACCGACGGACUCGAACAACGAAUCGCGCCAUCAAAACAGCGGGAAAUCCAACCAUACCGGUAAUGGUGCGAUCCGAGGGGGCAGUCGUUCCCGGUCUGGACCGGUUAAAACCAGUACGGAGACACAGGUGGAGUCCAGAAGGAAAGUAGCCCGGAUGCUCAUCAUCGUAGCUUUCAUAUUUUUCAUCUGUUAUCUGCCAAUCAACGUCUUAAAUACUCUCAGAUACAUGCAAGUAUUUUCUAAGAACCUCAAACCGAAUCCCGGGGACCGAAUCAAGAUCACCCUUCCUUUCACGGUCGCUCAUUUUCUAGUGUAUAUCAACAGCACAGUCAAUCCCAUCAUCUAUAACUUCUUAAGUGCUAAAUUCCGACGAGAAUUUCGAACCGCCUUCGCAAGCUGUCCAUGCUGCCCUCAACGUCCUAAUGACACAACUGCUAUCACGAGUACGGCAAGUCGACGCACCCAACGGCCGAACCCAACGGGGCGAACGAACAGCACCGAAUACAUGCAAAUGUCAAGGGUUAAUACGAAAACAGAUCCAAGUCAAGGUCUUCUGACCUCAGACUGACAUUAAUCUGUGUGAUGAUA